This is a messenger RNA of Funneliformis geosporum, 430 nucleotides long. The record is from the annotation of a GenBank genome assembly. NCBI's taxonomy places the organism in Eukaryota, Fungi, Glomeromycota, Glomeromycetes, Glomerales, Glomeraceae.
AAUCACUAAAGAAUGUUAAAGAAUAUAUAGAAUUAAAAUCAAGCAAAUUUAAAGAGAAUGAGAAUCAUGUAGACUGGUUGGGAUCUGAUUUUGACAUUCAAUCUGAAGUAGAUUCUUUAUGGACUUCAACAACAGAUGAUAAUGAAGAUAUUGAUUAUGAAGUAAAGGAAGAAAAUGCUAGUAAAUCUGAUGGUAAAUGUGUAAUUGUGGAUAUUAUAGAUAGUAAAUUAGUAUGUUGUUCAAAUAAAAUAUUUCGUCUACUUCGACAACUUAUUAGAAUAUGGGAAUUAGACUUUAAUUCAGUUGAUGAGAUCGUUAAAGUAAAUCGACUAGAAGCAUCAAAUUUGUUAGAUUCAAUUCCACUGAAAAAUCCACCCAUUCUUCCUACUCAUUCAUCUGAAUGUACUGAUAGUGAACAACAGCAACAAGA